UAUCAGCUCAUGAUCAAACAUUUUAUUCGGCCUUCAUUACCAGCCCUGUUCUGUUCAUGCAUGUAUGAAGGCUCCCUGCAAUCAACCUCACUGUGGUCUGAAUGAUAUAUCGUGGUCGGCCUCGUUGAAUUCAGAAGCGCAAAGAAAAUGGAUCUUUUUCGGAAAGCAAAGACAGUUAGGCUUAUAAGCCACAAGGAUAAGUACUUGGUGGCCGAAGAGGACUGUUCAACGGUCAGCCAAGACCGUGACGGAUCAACAAAGAAUGCGGUGUGGACGGUGGAAUUCGUUGAUGGGAAGAAUUGUAUUCGGCUCCAGAGUUGUUAUGGAACGUACCUGACAGCCUCAAGCAUACCGUUUCUUCCAGGAGCGACGGGGAAAAAGGUGAUCCAAACGUGGUCGUCCCAGUGUCAUUCUGGAGCGGAAUGGGAACCCUUGAGGGACGGAAUGCAAGUGAGGUUGAGAUCGCAGUGGGGCAACUUUUUACGGCCCAAUGGCGGUCUUCCCCCUUGGAGAAACUCGGUCACACACGACGUUCCCCACCGGAGCAAGACAUAUGAGAAGGUGCUGUGGGACGUUGAGGUGGUGGAGAAAUGCACUCAUCCACUCAUGGAACAGGACGGCUCUACGUUCAACAGAUCAAGAUCAGCCUCUGCAUUGAUGGAUCCUCAGAACCAAAGCGACAACGUCAGAAGAGUGUUACUGAGCAAUGAGCUGGAAAGCUUUUCAAAUGUGAAAAUCAAGUCUCCAUCGACAAGUUCAAAGCUCACUUGCAUUUGUGGAAAGGUUGCUCAGUUGAAAGCGUCAUGGACAACAGAAAAUCCAGGUAAGCUGAUUCAUUGUUGUGAAAAUUCCAUAAGUGGUGAUGGAUGUGAGUUUAUUGAGUGGAAAGAUAGGACAAUGUGUGAAAGAUCAAGAGCUGUCAUACCUAAUUCGCUUCAACGAAUCAAUAAAAUGGAGGAUGACAUUGUCGAGUUGCAGAAAAAUGAAGCAAUUGUCGACAAAUUGAGGGAUGAAAUAGCAUUAUUAAAAAGAAGGAAAAACAUUUUGAUGGUUUUAUUAAUAUUAUCAUGGCUUCCUGUUAUGUCCAAGAUUUUAUUUUGAAGUAAAAAAUGGAUGUAAAAUAGGCUUAGCAUAAUUUUUCUUUUCUAUUGUAUGUUCAAUUUUAGAUCUCUAUUCUGAGUAACGAGCUACUUCUUUUU
This is a messenger RNA of Sesamum indicum (sesame), 1199 nucleotides long. RefSeq lists its product as uncharacterized. The record is from RefSeq and is a predicted model, not a curated record. NCBI's taxonomy places the organism in Eukaryota, Viridiplantae, Streptophyta, Magnoliopsida, Lamiales, Pedaliaceae.